Juglans microcarpa x Juglans regia is the source of this 801-nucleotide messenger RNA. RefSeq lists its product as uncharacterized. Bases 1 to 801 code for a protein of 266 amino acids. The record is from RefSeq and is a predicted model, not a curated record. The transcript has a single exon. NCBI's taxonomy places the organism in Eukaryota, Viridiplantae, Streptophyta, Magnoliopsida, Fagales, Juglandaceae.
AUGGCGGCCGUUGAUGGCCAGCCUUCCAUGGCUGGUCCUCCUCGGUCGUACACUGAUCUAUUCUCAACCGCUCCCCAACCACUGCCAGAGGUGGUUGUUCCGUUCAGGCAACCGAAAUACAUGGAAGGUGAAGAAGUUUUCUUCUCCUUCUCUUCUGAGGAAAUUCUCAAAACUUCGGAACCUUUUAGAUUCUCCAUGGUUGUAAAAUUCUUACGACAGAGACCCUCUCUCGAUUGCAUCUGUGCCUUCAUCCGAAGCCGCUGGGGUCUGUCAUCGAUGCCCGUAGUUUCGGCCAUGCAACGCCCUAGAAAUAUAUUCAUUCGCAUGACCAACGAAACUGACCUUCAUAAGGCCUUGUCAAGGGAGUCGUGCAAUAUAGAAGGUGUUCCAUACCGUCCUUUUGCUUGGUCUCCUGAGUUUGAUGAAGAUCUGGAACCGCCGUUUGUUCCUGCUUGGGUGUUCUUACCUGGCCUUCCUCCCAACUUUUACCAUUCUUCUGUACUCGAGAUGCUUACGGCACCGAUAGGGAGAUAUAUCCGUCGCGAUAAUCCUACGACGUGUGCCACUCGCACAGAUGGGGCUCGGGUUUGCUUAGAGAUUGAUGCCUCAAAGGAGCAAAUCUCACAUUUUUGGAUUGGUAUUCCUGGGAUGCCAAGAAGCCGUAGGCAGGAGAUCAUAUACGAGACUUUGCCGGCUUACUGCUUGAAGUGUCGCUGCCAAGGCCAUAAUCAAAAGACCUGUCGGUAUGGAAGAGACCAGAAACCAAAGGAAAAAGGAGGCUGUUCCUGUCUUGGUUGGUGA